AUGAAUGCGUUGUUUUGGACUGUAUUGUGUGUUGGUGCGGUGGCUUUAUUCGGCAUCGCAGCAACAAUUGUGGUGUCUCUCAUCCCAACUUAUAUAGAAAAGGAUACCAGUGCGCUCGCCAAUUUGAAAGGAACGCCAUUUAGCAUGAAGUAUAAUAUUAAUUCAGGAAGUUUUGCGAAUGGUGAUCUUCCUGCGACCCAUCGUAAUGCAAUUAACGCGCAAUUAUCGAACCUCAUACAAGAAAAAGUAUCAGUUGAACUAACCUCGGCAACGGUUAAGAGUGCAGCAUCAAAACAAUCGCUGUUUCGUCGUCAAGCCACUCAAUCUGUAGUACUCGAAAUUCGUGGUGCUAUCAAAGGACAAAAAGGAUGUGCGACACGAUGUACACUCAAUGCUGUGAAAAAGUUUCAAUCAGCUCUUUGUACUACUGAACUUCUCUUAACUCAAUAA
Messenger RNA from Adineta ricciae, 450 nucleotides. The record is from the annotation of a GenBank genome assembly. Lineage: Eukaryota; Metazoa; Rotifera; Eurotatoria; Adinetida; Adinetidae.